Molecule: messenger RNA, 649 nt
Organism: Dermacentor andersoni
Lineage: Eukaryota; Metazoa; Arthropoda; Arachnida; Ixodida; Ixodidae
Source: RefSeq, a predicted model, not a curated record
AGUUUUAGGCGCAUACAGACGCAGGUGUUGCUGAAGUCACAGUACGUGUUUGCGAACAGCGAUUUCGCCAGCAGCUGCAGCUAUCCGUUUGUUAUCUAUUGUUGUGACAUGUUACGUAAACGAAGGCGCGCAGGACACUGAAACCGCAGGCCUGCGUAAGAAGCGAGAGCAGGAGUCAAGGCGGCCUCGUUAUUCACAGCGCAGACGGGCUACCUGCCGAGAAGGGCGCUGUUAACGCAGUGCAAGAUGAAGGCUUCACUCCUAUGCUUGCUGGUUCUAUUCCUGGUCUUUGCGAGUGCACAAUAUCAUCCGUUCAUUCGCCGGCAUCGUCCAAAAAGACCUUCCCUCUGCGUCUGGCCAGAGGACUACCGGGUCUGGACACUCAACUGCAUGUACGGCCGCGUUGAACGCGAAGUGAAGAAACUAAUGGACUUGAUUCUCAAGCAACGAGCGUGGAACGUUCAACAGUUCUCUCGGGCAUUGUGCAAUCCGUACGAAGUGUUCCAGCUCAGGUCAUACUUCGGGACAAAGGUGCAUAAGAAACUUCUGAGAGAAGCCACUGCUGAAGCGGACAAGUGCCUUCGCUACCUUCUCAAGAAUACGCAUAACGCUUGAGGGUUAUAAGAAUAAGAAAUCAUUAAGCACAAUA